Messenger RNA from Peromyscus maniculatus bairdii (prairie deer mouse), 1603 nucleotides. Lineage: Eukaryota; Metazoa; Chordata; Mammalia; Rodentia; Cricetidae. The record is from RefSeq and is a predicted model, not a curated record.
GAUUGGCUGGGAUGCAGUGUCCAUGGCUAGCAGCUGGGGUAGGGGCUUUGUCCAGCUCAGAGCAAGGCGAGGCCCUCUAGACAUCCGCGCGGUGGUGGCAGAGACGCAGCGGCAGCCAGAGAGGCAGGAUGGUCUCCGGGUCACGUGCCGCCAGCGGGCCUGGCGGACUGUGUAGGGCAUAGGCAGGCAGGGAGAUUGCAGCUUCUCAAUCACAGCAGGACUCUGGUGAAAAACACAUUGCACAUUUAUGGCGAUUCCGAAUUUGAGAGUCAAUUUCUGCCAGGCUCAGCACAGCAAUUUCCCUGACAAGUGACCUUGGGGAUUCUAUGUGCCAUAUUCAACUGCACCUUGAAGACUCUGGACACGAGGCUGUCGUCAAAAGUAACUGCAAGUAUAUUUCGUUUAAUGACUCUGGUAAAAUCAAACAUCAAGUAAACAAAGGCGGAAGACAACCAUCACUGUUGUCUCGCUAAAGUCUAAAUGUAGGCUGGGUAGGUGAGUUCGGUAUGUAGCUGGCUGUUUCUGAAGUCUGAAGGUAUCCAUCUGCAGACGCUAAGGCCCAGGUUGAAUUCGAAUGAAUUUAAAUACUUCUGCCUUUCUUGGAGAAGCUUCAUACAGAGUAAACAAACCGAAUAAAGAAAAUAAAGAACGACAAUAGACCUUUUGGUGAUCUUAAUGUUUUCGCUUUCCCAUCACACACGCAGGCACACUCUCAUUUGCCAUAAUGAAUCAUACAGCCCCAGUGGAGAUCUGCUAUGACAACAUGCGUUUUCUGAUAACUCACAACCCCACCAAUGCUACGAUGCACAAGUUCACAGAGGAACUUAAGAACUAUGGAGUGACAACCCUGGUCAGAGUUUGCGAUGCCACGUAUGAUAAAGCUCUAGUUGAAAACCGUGGCAUCCGCGUUCUAGACCUGCCCUACAACGACGGAGCCCCACCCCCUGAUAACAUAGUGGAUGACUGGCUGCACCUGUUAAAAAGCAAUUUCCGUGAGGAGCCAGGUUCCUGUGUGGCAGUGCACUGUAUGGCAGGGCUGGGACGGGCUCCUGUGCUGGUGGCACUGGCUUUGAUCGAAUGUGGAAUGAAGAACGAAGACGCAGUUCACUUUAUCCGACAGAAACGAAGGGGCGCGUUCAACACCAAGCAGCUGCUUUUCUUGGGGCAGUAUCGACCCAAGAUGCGGACCAGGUCACGGUUGCGCUUUAGGGAUUCCCCGGUGCACUGCUGCAUUCAGUAGGAUACAAGCCAAGGCUUUCUCCACUGUGGCUUUGAGAUGGAACUCUUAGCACCUGGAAUGCAGUUCUGGAAUCUUUCCUGUGUCAUCAAUGAGUAGUGGAUUCAACGAACUGGUGCCGAAGCCAACAUGGAGAAAUCCCUCUAUAAAGUGAAUAAAUUAAGAAAAGAAAUAAAAUUAGAAGGAAAAAACUAACUCGUUCCAGAGCAACAGCAAAGAAAACCUGGACCCUGAGUCUGGCUCCUAGAAGCACUCCCACAAUCUGCCAUGCUGUGACACCCCCGAGAGGCUGGCGACAGUGAGGUUACCUAAUCUUGAGCUCUCGUCCUCCACAACUGCCACCUAAAUAAAUCUCUUGAUAAAUUA